Marasmius oreades (fairy-ring Marasmius) is the source of this 844-nucleotide messenger RNA. RefSeq lists its product as uncharacterized. The transcript is spliced from 3 exons. Bases 1 to 672 code for a protein of 223 amino acids. The record is from RefSeq and is a predicted model, not a curated record. NCBI's taxonomy places the organism in Eukaryota, Fungi, Basidiomycota, Agaricomycetes, Agaricales, Marasmiaceae.
AUGGCAACCGUUAAAACUUUCAUCUCCUUCGCAACACGGACCGCAAGAGACAUCGUUCGAAGGUCUUUAGAGCCAUUUCCUCUGGGCCUAACAAGUCAGAACCUCUAUAAAACAAUCCAUAAACAAUUUCCAGACGCGAAGGAAAACCCCGACUUUCUCCCCCCGUCCACCAAAUUAAUUGAACAAGGUGCCCCUCCAAAGCACCUGGAUAUACCCCAUUAUGAUCAUCCUAUACGUUCAAUGAAUUUCAUGAAGAAAGUGGUUCUCGAACAAAUGCUAGAAAGGGACGAGGUCGAAUAUAUCUACGUCAAGAAGGAACCUAGUCCCGACCGUGAUGGAACCAGAAGCAGAGUCAAAGUUGUUGCCGGAAAGAGGAAGAACGAGAUAUUCGAACAUGUUCUCAAUGCACUUGACUCUCAAGUCAAGGAAGAGUGGCGCUGGAGGCUCGUAGAAGGACAUCAAUUCGUGGAUACGCCCGAUCCUUCCCCGCUCAUGGUGAGAGAUGUACAGUCUCAGACGAGAUUCACCGGUUAUCCGCACGGCAAGUCAAAACGACGAACCAGGGCAGCCUAUGUGCCUCCUCAUGACAGGGCCUUUGGUUUGCCUCACGUCGUUCAAUCCCAACACCAUCAGACAGCUACUACCCCUCCCCCAAGGCUCGAAAGAAAAUGAGAACCGAGAUAUAAAUCGAGUACUUGAUUCGUAUUAACAAGUCUAAAUCUCAACGCAGUAAUCCCUUGGAUUCUGUCUAAUGUCUACCUCACUGUUUCUGCGAGCCAUACACUUCAGCACAUCUCUUUUCGAAUGCGUUCACCAUCUGUUUUGAGACUUGAGAAAAGAAAGC